Molecule: messenger RNA, 603 nt
Organism: Solanum lycopersicum (tomato)
Lineage: Eukaryota; Viridiplantae; Streptophyta; Magnoliopsida; Solanales; Solanaceae
Source: RefSeq, a predicted model, not a curated record
AUGAGAUACUUCCUUGGUCUUGAAAUUGCAAGGAGCAGAGAUGGUAUUAUGGUAAGUCAAAGGAAGUUUGCCUUGGACCUUAUUUCAUAUUUUGGGCUUGCAGGCACCAAACCAGUUAACACACCUUUGGAAGUUAAUCAAAGGUUCACUAGCCAAGACUUUGACAUGAGUUAUGAAGCUCAGGAUACACAUGAAGACAUAGUUCUUGAUGAUCCAACUGGCUAUCAGAAACUAGUUGGUAAGCUGCUAUACCUCACCAUGACAAAGCCAGACAUUAGCUAUGUAGUGCAGAAUCUCAGCCAAUUUAUGCAUAAACCUAAGAAGUCACACAUGGAGGGUGCAUUAAGAGUGAUAAGGUACUUAAAAAAUGCACCAGGUCUGGGAAUUAUGCUGACAUCAAAGGUUUGUAAACAACUUUCAGUCUAUUGUGAUGCUGAUUGGGCUACAUGUCCUAUGACAAGAAGAUCUGUUAGUGGUUUUGUGGUGAAAAUUGGAGAUUCAUUGAUUUCAUGGAAGUCGAAGAAACAAAAUACUGUGUCAAGAAGUUCUGCUGAAGCAGAAUACAGAAGCAUGGCUAAUGCUGUAUCGGAAGUGGUGUGGUAA